Molecule: messenger RNA, 2148 nt
Organism: Penicillium odoratum
Lineage: Eukaryota; Fungi; Ascomycota; Eurotiomycetes; Eurotiales; Aspergillaceae
Product: cytochrome P450
Exons: 8
Coding region: 1-2148 (715 amino acids)
Molecular function (GO): monooxygenase activity; iron ion binding; oxidoreductase activity, acting on paired donors, with incorporation or reduction of molecular oxygen
Source: RefSeq, a predicted model, not a curated record
AUGAAUGGACUUCAAACCUAUCUCUACCCUAUCUUUCUUUUCGGUUUAUUUUAUUUCACGGUAAUAAUCUUUUACCGGUUGGUACUAAGCCCCUUGGCAAAAUUCCCAGGCCCUCGUCUAGCAGCCGCCACGCGCCUCUAUGAGAUCUACUACCAACUGAUCAAAGGAGGUACAUUUACCUGGCAUAUUAAUGAUCUCCACGACACAUAUGGCCCUGUUGUUCGAAUAACCCCAUGGGAGAUCCACAUAAAAGACCCCGACUACUAUAACACAGUCUACGCCGGCCCAGGAAAACACCGCAACAAAGAUCCCCUAUUCAGCGGCAUCGGUUAUCCCAAGUCAAUCUUCUCACUCAAUUCUCACGAAUCACAUCGACCCUGGAGAAAGAUUUUAACGCACUUCCUUAAGAAAGGAGCUGUCCUUGAGCUUGAACCAGUGAUUCAAGCAAAUACAAAUUCUUUGUGCAAGCACUUUUCCGCGGCGGUCAAGGAUAAGAACGUAUUGGAGUUGCAUACUGCUUUUCACUGUUUCUCUAGUGACGUCCUCUCCCAACAUGCUUUUGGUGACGACCUUGGCUUUCGUUCCUUAGAUGAGCCACAACUCAAGGAUACUUGGAAGAAGAAAGUGAAUUCAAUGUUUGAGUUCUGUCGACCGGUCCGACAUUUCAACUUCAUGGGUGAAAUAGCACACCUGGUGCCGCAUCUGGUUUCAACGGCACUUCCCCAAUAUGCACAUGUCUAUGCGAUGGAACAGGAUGUGAGAGGUCGAAUUCAACAGAUAAUCGCUCGAUACGAUCAAUGGGAGGUUGAAAUGCAGUCAAAUAAUCAUGUGGCAGAGAAGGGACGUUUCUUAGAUGACCCAAAAGCUAUCUAUCCUGCUAUAUUGGCCAAUCCAGAAGUGCCGAUGCUUGAAAAAAGUCAAUCCCGACUGGAAGAUGAUGCCAUCUUUCUCAUGCUUGCGGGUACAGAUGCCCCGUCACAAACCCUUGCCAUCACCAUGUUCCAUAUACUCAACAAUCCUGCAACGUAUCAGAGACUCAAAGAGGAACUCUUUGCUUCUUUUCCAGAUGUGACAGUCACUCCAUCCAUCGAUCAAUUGGAGCGAAUUCCCUAUUUGACUGCAACAAUUAGAGAAGGUCUUCGGCUCUCCUCCGUGGUUACGACCCGACUUCCUCGCUCCGCGCCAGAUGAAGCUUUACGGUAUAAGCAAUGGGAUAUUCCAGCUGGAACAUUUGUCUCGAUGUCCACCUACUUUAUUUUGAGGGACCCGGCUAUAUUCCCUGAGCCUGACAGGUUUCUACCUGAGCGAUGGCUACUUGAGCCAGAGGAGCUGCGCAACCUUGAGAAAUAUCUCCUUCCGGCAUCAAAGGGAACACUGGGUUGUCCAGGACAAACUAUGAACUGGUCAUGGAUGCAUCAUCUUAUAGGGGCUCUUGUGCGCCGAUUUGAUCUAGUUUUGCAUGACACGACGGAGAGAAAUGUGAAGAUGGUUCGAGACAACUUUAUUGGACAGACUGAGAUUGGUAUGAAUGAUGUCCGUGUGAAGGUUCUGGAGGAACAUCUACCAUUUCCCGCUAAUCAAGCCCUCUUCGACCACCUCCACACCCACCCAGAAGAUGUCACGAAGCUUAGCGCAACCUACCCCCGGCGAGGAUCUCUGCGAGAGUCGCUAGCUCCUCAUGGCCUGAGCGAUGUCCUCGACUUUUUCAACAAUACAAGUACGCAGUAUGUCCUCACCAAACUUUCAUCGCUCAGCAUCCUUGCCCGCCCCAAUCAGUCCACGGCACACAAAUCCUACAACAUGAAGUACCGUCUCUGUGACUACAACCAUGAAACCGCGGCUCCGGAAUCACUACAUGAAUGCGAAGCCCACACGGACUACGAGAUCUUCUCGAUCAUCUUCCAAGAUGUGCGUCGGUUGAGCGCUGUCUUAUUUGUUGUUCCGGAUCUUGAUGUGAGGAUGAAGCCUUCGGAUGAUCUUCAGCCCGUUCGCGCUUUUUCUGAUAUUAUUGUGCGGGGAAAGUUGAACGUUAAGUCUUUCAAGGAAAUUAUGGGGAAGCAAUGGCAGUACCGGGAAGGGAAUGAGGAGAUGAAGAAUACCGACUCCGUCUCCCAGGAUAAUGAGAUUGAGAAGAUGAUUUGGGCAUAG